AUGACAACCAAAACUUUUAUUUUGGUGAAAAUACACUAUUUCAAUAUUCUCUUUCAGAUCGCAUUUUAUAAAAAAAAAUACGAAUGGAUGGAUAGCCAUCGUUUACGUGCGAUUAUAUUGAAAUUACAAGAUCGUCUGUCGGAUGAUGAUCGAAAGCGUUUGCAUUUUUAUCUCGGUAAUGAUGUUCCAAGACGAAUUCGAGAUGAUCCAACACUUGGUGGAACUCUUAGUUUGAUGGAAUCGCUUUUUGAUCAAGACAAAAUUAAUGAAAAUGAUAUUACUUUUUUAAUCAAUGCAUUUGAUGAAAUUCAAUGUAUUGAUGCUGUAAAAUUAUUAAGAGAACAUUGGAGACAAAAUCAUUCUCAAAGAACGAAUCAAUCAGUCGAAAGUUUAUCUGUGUUAAUGCCACCUUUGAUAAAUCAUCUUCUAGAGGAUCUGGAAAACGAUAGUUCUACUGCAAAAGACUCUGUUAUUAAUCAGGAAAAUACUGACGAUGAAACGAGUACAAUGAUUAAUACAGACAAUACAAACAUUAAUCAAGAAUCGAUAGUUACUUUUAGUACAGAUAAAUUCAGUUCGAGAUCAAAAAUAUUGGGAUCGAUAAAUAUACGUUGGGGAUAUUUAUUCUUAUUCGUUCUAUUGACAAUCAUUGGAUUUGGAAUAUUGAUAUUUUUCAUCAUUAAGAAUUUCAUUUAUAUUAAUCAUUUGGAAACAUAUAAUAAUCAAUAUAUUGAAACAAUCAAACAAUUAAACAAUCGAAUAAUACAACUUGAAACAAAAGAAAAUUUUCCUACUCCAACUAAUUUAAAUCCAUCGAAACACUACGGAAUAAAAAUAAAAUGGAAACCAAAUCCAGUUAUUAUUAGCGCAGUAAAUGACUUAGAUCGAUUACAUAGCCCUAUUGGCAUCUAUAUUGAUGAUGAUAGUCGAUCAAUUUAUGUUGCAAGUUGGGGAGGUC
This is a messenger RNA of Adineta ricciae, 958 nucleotides long. The record is from the annotation of a GenBank genome assembly. Lineage: Eukaryota; Metazoa; Rotifera; Eurotatoria; Adinetida; Adinetidae.